AGUUCCGGGAGGUUCCAUUCGCGUCAGCGGUGGAGAGGAAGAGAGGGAAAUCUCGUCUCUUUCUCUCGGAGGUAGGUUUUAUUGGCUUCACCAAAUAUUUGAAAGCAAUGGGAAAAGGCUACAAGGUGGUGGUGUGUGGAAUGGCUUCUGUUGGGAAGACUGCUAUUUUGGAGCAGAUUCUCUACGGUAACCACAUUGUUGGCAUGGAAUGUAAUGCAACUAUAGAGGAUGUUUAUGUGGCUCUGGCUGAAACAGAUCGAGGAGUAAAGGAACAGCUACGUCUGUAUGAUACCAAAGGAGUGCAAGGAAUCGAGCAGUUUCCCAGGCAUUACUUCUCUAUUGCCGAUGGCUUUGUUUUAGUAUACGCUGUGAAUAGUCUGGAAUCCUUCCAGAAAGUUGACCAGCUCAAAAAUGAAAUUGACAAGCUUAGAGACAAAAAGGAGGUGUCAGUAGUGGUUUUGGGGAAUAAAACUGACCUUAUGGAGCAAAGACAUGUCACGACUGAAGUAGCACAGCAGUGGGCCAAGCUCGAGAAAGUGAAACUCUGGGAGGUGACGGUAACUGAUAGAAGGACGCUGACAGAACCCUUCACCACGCUAGCGAGUAAACUCUCUCAGUCCCAGAACAAAUCAGCAUUUCCUUUGCCUGGCAGGAAGAGCAAAGGCAAUAAUGGAGACAGCUAAAAUAGUCCUCUGAGGAUGAACUCCUUGACUUUCCGUCUCCUGCUGAGGCAUAUGUUCAACUCUUUCUUUUGUGCCUCAUGAAGUGUAGCAAGUUAUUUGAUGAUGAAGUUGGUGAAUGGCAAGCAGCUUCCUUUGUUCCUUCUAAAGCUGUUGAGCAGCUUUGGAUAUCAGUAGCAAAAUGGCCUCCAGCGUCACUACAUAAAAGCAUGUAAAUUAUCA
Eublepharis macularius is the source of this 902-nucleotide messenger RNA. It is a transcript of the gene NKIRAS1, whose product is annotated as NFKB inhibitor interacting Ras like 1. Lineage: Eukaryota; Metazoa; Chordata; Lepidosauria; Squamata; Eublepharidae. Gene Ontology annotation, molecular function: GTPase activity; GTP binding. Gene Ontology annotation, biological process: canonical NF-kappaB signal transduction. The coding region runs from base 108 to 683 and encodes 191 amino acids. The record is from RefSeq and is a predicted model, not a curated record. The transcript has 4 exons.